AAGCAGAAACCCAAACGAAGCCCUUGAGAGAACGCUAGGCAGCCAUUUCUUUCUUCUUGCAUUGAGCCCUAAAUGACCCUACGCUUUGCCCAGACACAAGAGGGAGAAGGCACAGGAAUCCCCAAUUUCAUGGGUAGCUUUCCUUUUUGAUUUUUUAAAAUAAAAUUUUCUGUCUCUUUAACACAGCAAUGUUAACGUUUGAACUAUAGCGACCCCACCCACAAAACUAGACCCACAUUCCACGCGUCCAAAAUCUGAAUGCUAGGCAUUUUAUACCCCUCCCCUCUUAAGUUUUCAACAGUUAACAUUCGAGUAGGAGAACAUUCAUUAUAAAAGACUCGAGAUGUUCGAACAUAUAGUAUUAUAUUAUACAUUCAUCCCACCAGUACUGGUGUUUUCUGCAUGCUUCUCAUUUUCUUCCCAUAACAUUCCAUAUAUUAUUCGCUGCGUUGCAGUUGGAUCUCCACCAGCUAGCGGAGGAAGAUGGAGAGUACGUUAACUGUAACAAACACUCUCUGUGGAACUGGAAGCACAUCUCGUGGUACCACUGCUACUACUCUCACAGCACCACUUCCAUCUCUUCCCUCGGCCCCAAAACUACACUUCCCCACAACAGAACACGAUUCCCCAGCCGAUGACUCCGAGUUAAGCAUUUUCGACGCCCAAAAGUACUUCAACGAAGACGCUUACGACGACCACGCCCACAAACACAAUACCAAUACACUGCAAUGCGAUCUCCCGCCACUCCCAGCCAUUCGUCCCAAACUCUCUUCGGCGUCCUCCGAAGCCAGCUGGAACAGCUGGACUGGUCUGUUACCCUCCAACCCUCACCGUUCAGUAACGUUUUCUCUCACCAAUAUUCUUCCAGACGAUAAUGAGAAGAAAAAAGGGUCGCCCUCUGCAAAAUGGAUAUUCCGCCGAAAAUGCCCCUGCGCCAACAAGAAAUCGGUCCAAGUACUUGAGGGAAAGCAUUUUCCCAAAGCCAAAGGGGAAAAUGUUUCCGAAAAGCCACCCAAUAAGAGUAUUGAUGAAGUUGCAUUUCAGAAUAUUUCUCGCAGAGCCUCGCCGGGGAAUCAUCUCAAUUUCGACCAAAGAAGUCACCGUGCGAUGGCCCCUGGGAGGCCGCCCUUCCCGGGCGGCGCCGGGUUUUCCUUUUCCACUUCGAUUCCAUUGCGUCCAGGAAAAAUGAUUCCCAGGGGUUUGCCAAACAUAGAAGAAUCAGAAGACCCCCCUCGUGAUUCGUUAGAGGUUUUCAGGCCGCGAAUUUUUUCGGUCACCGAAGACGAAGGCGGUAGUGAUGCGAGUUCCGACUUGUUCGAGAUCGAAAGCUUCUCAACCCAAGCAAUCGCUCGUCCGCGUCAGGACUCCGCCGAGUGCUACGAGCCAAGUGAAGCGAGCGUGGAGUGGAGCGUCGUCACGGCGGAGGGGUUCGACAGGGGAAGUCUCACCAACUUCUCAGUUAGUGCAUCGGAUGCCGAAGACCUCGUGGUGACGGCUGGGAGUAAAUGGAGAAAAAACGGCGGCGGAGGCGAGGACGGCGGCGGCAGAAGAGUGGGGAACGGGUUGCUCACGAGCUGCCGGUGCGGGAAGGCGGUGAGCGUGGGGCCUGGGCCAAUGAAAAGCGUGGGCGUAGGGGGCCAUGUGGGUGGUGGUGGUCGGCCAGUGGUUGCUGCCAAGAAGCCACCGCUUGCAAAGUCCCACUCUGCUCGGCUGUCUGUUACUUUCGCGGCAUAGGGACGGAGCAGGUGGCGUUGGGGGUUGCUGGCGUGUGUGCAUGCAUGCAUGCAAGCUGCCAUGUCUACUUUGUCUACCCACCUAAUACACCUCUUUUCAUCGAAAAUGAAUUCUGGCCUCUCGUUUAUAUUUUUUUAAUUUAUAAGAUUGUGCGAUCUGCUUUUGUGUU
Molecule: messenger RNA, 1903 nt
Organism: Malania oleifera
Lineage: Eukaryota; Viridiplantae; Streptophyta; Magnoliopsida; Santalales; Ximeniaceae
Product: protein PHYTOCHROME KINASE SUBSTRATE 4
Exons: 1
Coding region: 484-1734 (416 amino acids)
Biological process (GO): phototropism
Source: RefSeq, a predicted model, not a curated record